AUGCGGGAGGUCAAGCUGGAGCUCAACGUCAUCAGCUACAACGCUGGGAUCAGCGCGUGCGCUAAGGGCCAUCAGUGGCAGCGGGCUCUGGCGCUGCUCAGCGAGAUGUGGGAGGCGGCAUUGGAGCCCAACGUCGUAAGCUUCAGCGCUGGGAUCAGCGCGUGCGAGAAGGGCGAGCAGUGGCAACGGGCCCUGGCGCUGCUAAGUGAGAUGUGGGAGGCGAAGUUGGAGCGCGGCGCUUUCUAUACUACCCUACAGCGCUGGGAUCAGCGCGUGCGAGAAGUGCGAGCAGUGGCAGUGGGCUUUGGCGCUGCUGGGCGAGAUGUGCAACUCUAA
This is a messenger RNA of Prorocentrum cordatum, 336 nucleotides long. The record is from the annotation of a GenBank genome assembly. NCBI's taxonomy places the organism in Eukaryota, Dinophyceae, Prorocentrales, Prorocentraceae.